AUGGAACAAUGGCGAGAGCGUGGUUUUGUACCCGACUCUGAUGAGGAGGAAGAGUUUGAGCUUCUCGAGUCAAAGCAACCGACCCAGACAAUAGAAGGGCCCGUUACAACAUGUGCUUCCGUUCCUCCAGACGACGGGAAGCACGCAGAUGAUGACGAUGAUGGACUGCGAGGAGCUCCCGAGGAACCUCAAAUAGACCGUCUUGUGGCUGUUCUCAUUCAGCCUCACCGUCAACCUAGACAAUGUGGUCCACAAGAGAUUGGUGACUUGGAGGAUGACCCGUUGCAGGCAAAUGUUAGCCUAUGCUCCCGAUCAAACAAGGCUACAAAUACUCCGAGUAUUCCUCAACCCCACGCUGGCGUUCUUUCUUUGGAGGAUCCAAGUUCUUCACCAGACGAGCUACAAUUCGAGGAGCACAUAUCCCCCCACGUCCCUGCCACACCGACACGAAAGAGCCCCACAACACCGACCGGCCUUCAUCUUGAUAGCCCCGAUUCAUCUCCCUUGACCUCCCCGCCCUCUACGAUUUGUUCGCCUUUCUCACCUAGAAUCGGUGACCCUCCCCGAAGCCAAAACGCCCAAACUCCCGAUUUGCCAAAUGCGAACGCGGAAAACAUUAUUUUUGAAGACAUAUCAGGUAACGACAUUGUACCUGACUUCGCGCAGCAUGGAAGGGCCUUAAGGCAACGAAACGCUAUUCAACUCCACCCCUAUCUCCUGGAAAAUGCGCAGUAUCAGCGCCUUUUAAAAGCACGAGGUCUGCAGCCUGUUCGGGUUCACACCAAUGAUCAUGCCCCCCAAAAGGAAUCAGACGGAAGCCAGAUUCAGAGCUAUCAAGAUGAAAAUGUUCCCCCCUCAAGCAGUCCUAACGUGUCCUUCGAGUGCCCUCCCUCUUCUCCUGGAAUGACAGGCCAGAUUCAAUCGAGAGCCUCUCUCUCACCGCCCCCUGUGAAUCCCUCUUGCCUCAUCGUCAACAGGCAUAGUGGAAGAAAGUACACGUCAAAAGUAAUCAGGACCUUUGACACCCAUAGGAACCUCCUUCGCAAUAAACGCCGCAAGAUACUGGACGAAUCUACGGAAGGCAGCUCGAAUUUGACCGGUACUCCCGAUAAUAAAGCCAACACUGCUGCAAACCCGAAUAUCAGAUCUAUUAAUGAAUCGGAUAGCGCAAAUAUUUUUGAUAUACCUCUUUCCCCACCACCAUCUGGCAGCCUAUCCUCCGCUCAUUCUAACAAUGAGCAGCAAAAUACCGCUCAGUCUCGUCUCCCUCGUGAUAUAACACCUAUUGCCAUUGUCACUCCUGUUACUGAUCCACGUCCAAGGGCAAAAACAAUUCAGGAACUGUUAGCUGAGUUUCUCUCCGAACCCGAAUCUGAUGAUUCUAGUGAAAUACAUGAGCUUCCAGUUAAUAUCGGUUCAUCACCAGAAGCCCCUGAAAGUAGAUACUCUCCGGAAUUGAGGAGAAUGAAAAGGAAGAUAAAAGGUGUACUGCCAGCAUCGUGGCUGAGACUCGAUCUUCAAGAUCAUGAGAAACGAGCCAAGGAGACCUCAAAAAAAACAGCGGCCUCUUCCCACCGUGAAAAGGAGAAUGCCAAAGGUGUAGCUCGAAAAAUAGAGAGGGGCAGAACAAGCAGAAGCGAUGACAAUCCGAACGCAUUUUUGAUAUCUGACGAAUCCAGUUCAGACGUUGAACUCGUCCACGCUUUCCGGUCUUCCCACGAAACGGCCACCAAAAAGCCAAAUGCUAUAGAGCUACUAAUGAUGGGCCAAGACCAAGAUGAUGACAUUCCGGAAGAUAAUCGUAUUGAUUACAUGUUCCCACCAAAACCACGGCGUCGUGGAGGUAUUGGUGGCCGUGCAGCUGUAGGUCCGAGGAAGCGUAGGAAAGAGAAUGAUAACGCCGCAAUUAGGACUAUGCGGCGUUCCAGUCAAGCAACUAUUCGGUCACCCAACAUCACAAAUACUAGACCGCGGACUCAACACAGACCGCCGCAGGUAGCGAGGCUGAGCAUACUGGAUUUGCCGGCCUUUGAAAAGGGAGGCCCAAUAAUGCCGCCACAGUUUCUUCGUGUUGCAGCUCGACGUGCCCGGAAACGACGAGAUAAUGCUCGACAAAGUCCAAAUCGCAAAUAUUUCCGUCUCGAUAAUAAAAAUGACACUGUGGAUGUUAAUGAAACACUGCGCCAAUGGAGAGCUGGCACAAUACCUCAAAACACCCCCAACCGUGCGCCCCAGAGCACCAGCCGCCAGGCAAUCGCAAAUUCGAAAAUCACAGGCUAUUCUACUCCUAUAGAGUCGUGUGAUAAUAGCAGAGAAAAAGCCCUUGUAGGCGAACCAGCCGAAACCGAUGUGGACCUGACGUCCAAUCACAGCAACAUCACUUCAUUAAAUUCUAAAAGACCAUCAAAGCCCCGAUUUAAUCAGAGCCGCUUGGCACGACACGGUUUUGUGGUCUCGUCUUUCAAGAGACAUGUUCCAAGAUCCGCUGAAGUCAAUGAUAGUCGAGAGACGCCUUCUAAAAAGCAAGCCCCUGGAUUAUUUCAAAAGACGUUAUCUGCACUAAACGCAGACUAUAGACGCGUACGCAAGGGCAAUCGAUUUCCCUUGGAAAGGAUCAUCUCACUAAAACAAAAUGCGGAACACAAGAGUAUUGGCCCCAUUGUACCACCCGGUAUCUCCGGGACCGUCUCCCAAAGACUGCCUACGUCAAAUAAUCCAGUCAAAAAAGUAAGGAAACCAAAAAAGAGAAUACCUCGACAUAUUGAUGCCGAUGCUGUUGAGUAUCGACAACCACCUCAACAUGACUUUGAGCCAGUUCAAGCUCUAUCCGUAUGGUCCGAAGAAACCAAUGAACUUCAUUCUCUGAAGGGCCUCAGAACAGCCCAAUCGUAUACUAUUGAUUUCGACACCUUCCCCCUACAGAUUGGAACUUAUUUCCACGAGUCUACGUUCGUUGGGAGUGGCAAAUUUUCUCGUUCUUUAAAUAUUCAUAUCCGAGACCUUGACGUAGAUUGCGGUCAUUCUCUGAUAGUUUAUGAUAACCACACCUAUCGAUGGGGCCCUUGGAAUGAUACAAUUUACUCCGAACUUGAACUCUUACUUGAAAAGGUUUUCCUCGGCCCUACAGGAUUUGAUACGUCCUCAACUUCGGCUUGUUCCCAAGCCACACAUAUUUUAGAGUCGAUAGUUCUGUUUAUCAAUCAGAAUCUCUCUUUUAGCGACCCUGUUGAUAGAAAAUUAUUUGUCGACAGAUGCCUUUCUCUUUUAGUUGAGGGAUCCCGUCUAGAUAUAUUUGCGACGCAAUGUGCCGAUGACAUUCUAUACCGCCUUCGGGUCGGCAUGUAUAGUUUAGUACUCGCCAAUCAAGUACACCAAGUUGCGUCCCAUCAAUUGAUUGCCCAAAUGAAGCUUUCAGAAGUCUACAGGGUGAUACAAGAUAUCUCAUCCCAGAUUUUUCAAAUUGUUUUGAGUGUUCCAGGAAUAUCUUGCGUCCGUCGUUUUCUCGAGGAUAAUAAACGGCUCGAAAACCGAGAAACCGGGAUUCGUGGGCAGUAUCCCUUCAUGGAAGCCUACUUGGUAGCCAUGCACAUCACUCGUGGCCAAAAUCUACCAGGGAAAACACUGACUGAUAACAGCUUGACAAAGGCUUUUCUGGCAUCAUUCACUAUCAAUGAAAGUGCUGUGGAUAUUCGCAAUUUUGAGCAAGCUUGGCACAGUUUAUUUUCUAUUCUGCCUCUCCAAGAACUCAAUGAUCUUGGCAUAUAUUGUGUCGGGCUUAGAUUUAAAGACUAUCAUGAUAACUGGUCUGUUGUCACACGAUUGAUAUCGAGGAUAUUAGGUGUUUUCAACGAAAGCCAUGCUAUCCAGAGCCCCCACUUCACUAGGUAUAUCAAGGCGUUAUUCCACAGAUGUUUCCACUUAAUUAAAGGAUGGGGCUGGCGAUCUUGCAAACCGAUUCUCGAGAUACUUUUUGACCUUUUCGCAGGAAAUCAAUUCCACAACCUACAUCAUGAAACCGUGUACGGAUCUCCGAAGUUUCUUGAUGAUCUUGACAGGCCUGUAGUUUUUGAAGUCAAUGAAUCCAGAGAUACCUGUUUUCAAAUCUUCCUGAAAAUUGCCGGUUUUGGGCUGCGCUCCAUGGCUACAAUUCAGGAGAAAAAGCAACUUCGAAACAUCGCUUGGAGACUAUUACCUAACCACGGGCGCGUUUACCCUAAAGAACAGCCCUUACGCCAGGAAGACUUGAAUGCGCUCCGAAACCACCACGACCUCCUUUGUACUCUAUACUGGGCGGUUCCAGAUGACUGCCGGCCGCGACUAGAAACUAUCCGGCAUUUAGUGCACCCUAUGACUUCUCAUAAAGAAGCGUGCAGUAUCAACUUGCAGUCCUGGUCAAGAUUAGUUCGGUUUAAACUGUCGACUAAUGAGUGCGACUCGGGUCUUGUGGAAUUUGCGAGUUGGCACACUGAUUAUACUGUGGAAAUGUUAAAGCAACAUGCACUCGCCCGAACCGAACUAGAGAAUGCAAAUAUUCCAGCGUCCGUCUUCGAUCAAAGGUCAAUUGAGAAUGCGAUUGGUAAGAACCAAAGACAAAUAGAGUCUCUUAUCAAUGGUGCUUUAGGUGGUGUGAUAGGAGCGUUGGAGGCAGCAAGAACUUUAUCUCAAGGCAAGAUAUUGAUAGAACAACUGCCACUGGAAAAGCUCUUUUCUUUGUUUGAUCCAUCUGUCAAGCGAUUGAAUAGUGUUGUCUGUCAGAUCCUAGAUUUAUUGAGCGCAUACGGCGCCAUUGAAACUCGGCAAGCUGAGAAAUCGCGAACAGUGGUGGACACGAGCGAGGAUAGUCAAGACUAUGGUGAUUGGACUGGGUUUGACGAAAUAUGCAGCCAACAGGCGAAAGCCGUAGACCCUGCAAUUUCUUAUGUCAAUACCGAUAUCCGGCCUACACUUUCACGUUUCAUAUCACGUAUUUUUGGAGAAGAGCUGAUACCCGAUGACUCUUUACUUGUGAAAACGAUACAUACAUGGAUAGAUGUCGCUCGUUUGCUUGUCAGGUACCAGAUUACCCAAUGGAGCAGCUACCUCAGCCCCUACAAUGGCGACUCAUGGGCAUCCCUAAGAAUCACCGACCAAACGAGACGGUUCAUGCCAUAUUUCCUCGCUACCCUUAUACAAAGUGGACCUGGUGCUUUUACGGAAUGCAGAAAUCAAAUCCUCAAUUAUUGGAUAGAGUCUCUGGCGGAAAGGGGUUCAAUGUUAAAAUUCCAGCACAUACUUUCAACAGCCAUCCUUAACGAAGACGUCGAGGAUCCUCUGUUGAAAAAUUUACCAUUUUCAGCAGGCAGAGUUGAUGGAAAAUACCAAAUAUCACUAGAAGAGUUCUGUCAAAGAAGAGUAUUACUCAUAUCCUGUCUUCUCUCGAACAUGAGGGAGCACCUGACCGAGCUCGAAGAGGGAAAUGAUGUAGAUAUGAAUAUGAGCGGUCAAUACUGCGAGAUGAUUCAAACCCUAAUGGCAACAAUGCGUCGAAACUACGAAGAGCUCGGAAGCCCCAACGGUCCUCUUCAUGGCGCUUAUGUUGAUUUUGUUCACAAGGUAGUGGAGUUCUUGCAAGAACACUCUCAGGGAAUUUGCCAGAUAGACGAGUUUUUUCUGGACCCAAGCACAUUCCCAUUGCCCGCCUCUGACCCCACAUAUGUGGUUGCUAAAAUGAGAAGCUAUGGUGUGCGAUUGUCCGUUGCCAAGAUUGCGAAGCAGCUUGUGAUGUUUGUUCAGAAUGUGUCGGAAAGAGCUGCGGUAGAUGGCCACCAAAUGUAUCUUGUUGACCAACUGUUUAAAGCGAUGGAUCACAAGUACAGCGAUAAAGACUAUCGCCAACCAUGUCUGCGCUCGUUUUUCCUGCAAUGUGUACUCCCUGUCUAUGUGGAGUCAGCGUUUAGCAGCCCUGUCGGUUGGAUCCUUGUACGGCCAUUACUACAGGCAACUACUCGAGUCUUUAUGGAUAUAUUGUUGGACGUAAACACAGCCAACGAUCAAUACGUCUCCCUUAUUGAAGGAUCCCUGAUGACGUACUUCAACUCUGUUAGCCAUGCAUUCCGGCUAUUAACUGAUCACCCAGGUUUGCUUGAAGAACCACCGGUUUUACUUGCCCUCAUCUCCCUCCUGGAAACGAUUAUUGCGUCUCUCGCUGCCAUCGACUUCUUCUACCGAAUAUCCGAACGUGCGGCUCCAUUAUUACAUUAUGUGGAAUAUUUCAAACAAUUCCUGUUCUUUGCAGUCACCUCACUUCUCGAUCCAUCUGCCGCUAGGGAGCCUUGUUUUGUUGAUGUCGCUCCAGCCACAAUAACUGAUACACCCACAUUUUUUCACGGCGUUCGAGAGUUCGCUACCAAACAGCUACAGAUAUGGUUGAAAAAUGACUGGUCUCUGCAUAACGGACAAUAUUUUGUGCGCAGAGGAACCCAAAAUAAGCGGGUCGAUGUCGAUCCAUCGUGUUUGACCGGAGAUUUAGCCAAAACGCAGUUUAUGGCGACCGUCGAGGUUUUCUUUGGUGCUAUAGAUAGACUGUGGACAUUUUCAUCCACAGCACUAUGA
This is a messenger RNA of Ophidiomyces ophidiicola, 6591 nucleotides long. RefSeq lists its product as uncharacterized. Gene Ontology annotation, cellular component: nucleus; Cul8-RING ubiquitin ligase complex. The record is from RefSeq and is a predicted model, not a curated record. The transcript has a single exon. Lineage: Eukaryota; Fungi; Ascomycota; Eurotiomycetes; Onygenales; Onygenaceae. The coding region runs from base 1 to 6591 and encodes 2196 amino acids. Gene Ontology annotation, biological process: double-strand break repair via homologous recombination; replication fork processing.